Bolinopsis microptera is the source of this 1440-nucleotide messenger RNA. RefSeq names its product 2-(3-amino-3-carboxypropyl)histidine synthase subunit 1-like. Gene Ontology annotation, molecular function: 2-(3-amino-3-carboxypropyl)histidine synthase activity. The record is from RefSeq and is a predicted model, not a curated record. The coding region runs from base 4 to 1308 and encodes 434 amino acids. Lineage: Eukaryota; Metazoa; Ctenophora; Tentaculata; Lobata; Bolinopsidae. Gene Ontology annotation, biological process: protein histidyl modification to diphthamide. The transcript has 5 exons.
GCAAUGUUAGCAUCAGCCGAGGAGUCAUGUCAGUCCUGUUCCUGCAACAAAGACAUUAAGCAACCUGAGACUGAACGGUCUGUGGUGGUGAAGCAACCUGAGACUGAACGGUCUGUGGUGGUGAAGGUUACUGAACCCCGCAAGCGAAUCCAGAGGAGGGUUGUUCAGCAGAUUCCUGAGGAGCAGUUAAAUGAUCCUCUCAUUAAUGAGGCUAUUAAUAAACUGCCGCAAAACUACAACUUCGAGAUCCACAAAAGUAUCUGGCGUAUCCGUAGUGCGGGUGCUAAAUGUGUAGCACUACAGUUCCCUGAGGGACUCCUCCUAUACUCGUGUGUCAUAGCGGACAUCAUUGAAGCGUUUACAGAUGCUGAGAUGAUUUUAAUGGGAGAUGUGACCUAUGGGGCCUGCUGUGUGGACGAUUUUACUGCUAGAAGUUUGGGUGCUGAUUUCAUGAUUCAUUACGGACACUCCUGUCUUGUUCCUAUUGACAGGACAAGCAUUACAGUGCUUUACGUGUUUGUGGACAUUCAAGUUGAUCCUAAACAUCUUAUAGACACAUUGAAUCUCAACUUUGAUAAGAGCAAAAAGAUGGCAGUUGUCGGCACUAUACAGUUUCUUAAUACUUUACACAGUAUUGUGGAAGUUUUAAAGACUGAAGGAUGGAACCUGGUGAUACCGCAAUCUAAACCCCUUUCUCCCGGGGAAGUUUUAGGCUGCACAUCGCCUCCGCUGGAUUCCUCACUAACAUCCCUGCUGUACCUGGGAGACGGUAGAUUCCACCUGGAGUCCAUUAUGAUAUCCAACCCUGAGCUCCCAGCCUACAGAUACGAUCCUUACAGCAAGUUGCUAACUCAGGAGUACUAUGAUCAUGUCAAGAUGAAGAGAAUACGGUUUGAGGAGAUAGAAAAAGCGAAGAAGGCAGAAAAAUGGGGGCUUAUCUUGGGGACGUUGGGUCGCCAGGGGAACCCAGCUAUCUUAUCAAACAUCCAAAAGCAGAUCUCUUCCGCGGGUAAAAGUUUUGUAGUGUUGUUAAUGUCAGAGAUAUUCCCGGAGAGACUGGGUCUUAUGGCUGAGGUGGGAGCGUGGGUCCAGGUGGCCUGUCCUAGGUUGUCUAUUGACUGGGGCUACGCUUUCCCUGUUCCUCUUUUAUCUCCGUAUGAAGCUUCUGUCGCGCUCAACAAUGUUAAGUGGCAGGAGAAUUAUCCUAUGGACUUUUAUAGUAAUGAUUCGUUAGGGCCAUGGACAAAUAAUCAUCCUGAUAAUAAAGUUAAAAUUGUGAGAAAGAAAACUUCUGCAAAGCCCAAAUGAUUAAUUUAUCAAUUCAGUUAUUUUAGAUAGUAUUUUUUAAUUCGAGCCCCAUUUACAAAUCUUUUAAAAAUAUCUAUUCCUUUAGAUGUGUUGAAUCGUUUUUUGAUUUAUUAAAUCGAUUUUUCCAUCAAA